CUCGACUUCUGGAACGGGAUCUAUGACAGCCUGUUCAGAUUGGAGCUCCCGAUCUGUGUUCGCCUAGUCGCUUACGCUGAUGACGUGGCGGCGGUGAUAAUCGAGCGCUCUCCGGAUCUGGCGCAGUACAAACUAAAUCAAGCGAUGAGUCGGACGGUCGACGAUUGACCACGGACUGCACCUCGCUACAGAGAAGACGGAAAGAACUAGUGCUUCUCAUCACAAAACGUAUACCGACCAGACUACGGAUGACGGUUGAGAUAGACGGGAUCGAGACCAGGGGUGAAGCAAGUACUUGGAGGUGACCCUAGAUACGAAGAUGACCUUCUGACCUUACAUACAGAGGACAGCCCGGAUGGCGGCCGGAAGGAUAGCACCCAUAAGCUGCCUGAUGGCGAACACGAACGGACCGAGGCCGGGGAAACUGAGACUGUGAUGUCGACGAUGCACUCGAUUCCGCUCUACGGGGCGGAGAUCUGGGCAGAUUCCCUGAAGGCAAAGAAAUAUGUCACGCCAUGGCGCCAUGAUGACUGUAUAGAGACGGAGCGCGUUGAGGAUCGCCGGCUCCUACCGGACUCCGUCAGCUCAGGCCAAUCUGGUGGUUGCUGGCGUGAUUCCCAUAGAUUUUCUUGCUUUCGAACGCAAGAGGAUCUACGGCAGAGACGAUCGUGGGAAGCAUAACUCCCGACAACAUUGUCGAGGUGAUAUGCUCCACGGGGAACAGCAGUGACAACUCGUUGCCACCCCCACAGAGACCAUCUUACGACGAAAGAACGCGGACGGCUGCUUAGCGUGACGUGACGUACACGGACCAAGUGCCCAGCUAGAAGUAAUAUUAACGUAGUUCCCGGCUGGGGGCGGUUGCGCAAGAGGUGGUGGUUUUAGUGAGUAGGCUAUUCAGGACUCCCACAUCCGCUCCAGCCUGUAUGACUGACGUAAAUCCGUCACUUGGAUUCCGCAACUCCUCGGAUAAAAAAAGUCCGAGGAUGCAACUUCCUGGUUGGCUGAACCAUUGUCUACUGUUUCCGGUUUCUGUUGAUAAAUCGGUGAGUUUCAAGAAGGACAAAUUAAGAUACGGAAAUGUUUGAUUCUUUUGCGUAUAUUUAUAGUAUAGUUUAUGGAAAUCCGGUUGCGUGGUUAAUAUCGCGUCAUUGGUUUAUAUUGAGCAUAAGGUUGGAUAUAUAAAUACAGUUAUUGACGGAGAAGCUUUAGUCCGUCACUCUUGGUUCGUCUAAUCACAUUGGUUACCGGGAUAUAUCAUAAUUUCAUUUCAAAUCUAGAGCCAUGCAGGUCUACUUAGGCUUUUGGUUUCUAAUGACAGUUUUAGUAGUGCACGGUUGCAUUGACCAAUGCGAGAAACUGAAUUCUAUAGAGGACGAUCGUUCAUUCACCCUCAUCGAGAGUCAAGAAGAAAAGAAGGCCGCUAGAUUAAUACAUGAGAAAAUGAUGAAGUACGAUCUUCUACAGCCACGCGAUAUGCUGAUUAAACUGUCACCGUCGUUAAACUUUAUGCCAUCGUCGAUCUUUGUCAAACGGUGCUUUCCAAUUGAUCGUAACUCUGGAUCUCUCAUUGUGCAAACCGCAAAUGUAACUAGAAAAAUUCUAGUGAAGCGAAUGGUCUCACAGAAGUGGGUGUUCUAUAAUGUGAAUGUUGUAGAACACAUCAAAUGCGGAUACGCCCAUCUAAACAGUUCACGGAACAGAGCCAAAUAGAUGUCUGAACUGCCAGAACUACAUCUGCAAAUCCAUCGAUGAAGAUUAAAACGAGAGAAAGUGGUGUGAAAAAACGAAACUAUACAGAUUGCAAAUGAAAAUAUGAUGGCAAAUGAAAAUAUAA
Messenger RNA from Neodiprion fabricii, 1837 nucleotides. RefSeq lists its product as uncharacterized. The transcript is spliced from 4 exons. NCBI's taxonomy places the organism in Eukaryota, Metazoa, Arthropoda, Insecta, Hymenoptera, Diprionidae. Bases 1285 to 1713 code for a protein of 142 amino acids. The record is from RefSeq and is a predicted model, not a curated record.